CUGAGUAUUGAUUUCGAAUGCCUGUCAUAUCAGGCGGAAAAUCUUUAAAUUCGCGCCUUUCGGCGAUCCGAGCAGCAUUCCAGUUUGCAGUUUACAAGUCAAUACAACUAUCGCGGAAUCUUCGUGCUUAGUUGAUGUCGCAGGAUCACUGCCCCUCCACUCGCCAGUCUAGCCAGAUGCCGUCGGUAGGCCACGUUGAAGACACAGUAGGUCAGUACUCCUAUACGGAAGUCAGUUCUUUUCAAGUAAGCGAGGGAAACACACGAAAUAUGUCGCCCGAACCGGUCAAGACUGGUCGCAUUUUUAUGGCUGCUGUGGCAGCCAACUUGUCCGCAUUUGUGGUGGGCACCUGCCUGGGCUGGACCUCACCCGUUGCUCCCAAACUCAAGGCCGAAGACACGUCCGACUCGCCGCUGGACCGACCCAUUACAUCCGAUGAGGAUGCCUGGAUCUCCUCGCUGAUUGCCAUUGGAGCGCUGAUGGCUCCGUUUGUGGCUGGACCCCUGGCCGAUCGCAUUGGCCGCAAGUGGGUGCUGCUCUCCAGCAGUCUCUUCUUCGUGCUGGCAUUCGGCAUCAACAUGGGCGCCUCCGAGGUGUGGAUCCUGUACCUGUCCCGACUGAUUCAGGGCUUCGGCGUGGGCUUUGUGAUGACGGUGCAGCCCAUGUACGUGGGUGAGAUUUCCACGGACAAUGUGCGCGGAGCCACUGGCUCGCUGAUGCAGCUGUUUAUUGUGGCUGGCAUUCUGUAUGUGUAUGCAAUUGGUCCCUUCGUCUCGUAUAUGGCUCUGCAGUGGUGCUGCAUUGUGGUGCCGAUCAUCUUCGAUGUGGUCUUCUACUUUAUGCCCGAGAGUCCCCACUACUUUGCGGGCAAGGGACGCAAGACGGAUGCACUGCGUUCGCUGCAGUUCCUGCGCGGCCAGAGCGCCGAGGGUGUGCACGAUGAGAUGGCCGAGAUACAGUCCAGUGUGGAGGAGGCCAUGGCCAGCAAGGGCACCAUUAUGGAUCUGUUCAAGAAUCCCGGCAAUCGCAAGGCUCUGUUCAUCUGCGCCGGCUUGAUCUCCUUCCAGCAGUUGUCCGGCAUCAAUGUGGUGCUCUUCAACAGCCAGUCGAUCUUUGCCAGCGCCAACACGGGCCUGGAUCCCGCCAUUGCCACCAUUAUCAUAGGCUGCGUCCAGGUGGCCUCCUCCGGCCUGACGCCCAUCGUGGCCGACCGACUGGGCAGGAAGGUGAUGCUGCUGACCUCCGCCAGUGUGAUGACUGUGGGCCUGACGGCACUCGGCGCCUUCUUCUACAUGCAGCUGGUGGUGGGCGACAUCUCCAGUGUGGUGUGGAUGCCAGUGCCGGCGCUCGUCAUCUACAACAUUGUCUACUGCACGGGCUUCGGGCCGCUGCCCUGGGCUGUGCUCGGCGAGAUGUUCCCGGCGAACAUCAAGUCGUCCGCCUCUUCCAUUGUGGCCAGCACCUGCUGGACGCUUGGCUUUCUGGUCACCUACUUCUAUCCCGCUCUGGAUGCUCUCGGUUCCUACUACGCCUUCUGGCUGUUUGCCGGCUUCAUGGUGGUGGCAUUCUUCUUUGUCCUCUUUGUGGUCAUGGAGACGAAGGGCCUCAGCCUGCAGGAGAUCCAGGAUCGACUCAACAGCAAGAGCAACUAAGAGCAGCGCCUCUCUGUUAUGUUUUAAUCUGUGUGUGUGUCCAUGUGUCGUCUAAGUCCUUGAAGAUCCUAUAUGUAUGUACUAUAUCUAUAUCUUAGGUCUAAAAUCAAGUAUUUUAUUGCAUAGUUUUUUAAGCUUUAACUCGAUUUUGUUAAACCUUUUUGCCUGGCUACUGUUUAAAUAAA
Molecule: messenger RNA, 1837 nt
Organism: Drosophila guanche
Lineage: Eukaryota; Metazoa; Arthropoda; Insecta; Diptera; Drosophilidae
Product: facilitated trehalose transporter Tret1
Exons: 4
Coding region: 135-1652 (505 amino acids)
Biological process (GO): carbohydrate transport; transmembrane transport
Cellular component (GO): membrane
Molecular function (GO): sugar transmembrane transporter activity
Source: RefSeq, a predicted model, not a curated record